AUGCUUGCUCCCCUAUUCGCCGCGUUCCUGGCUGGCGCUGCCGCCUCGCCCGUGAGUCAAGUCGUCCAAGAGCGGCAGUCUUCCAUUCCCGUCGGUACCAUCAUCACGGCCUGUACUGUACCCGGGACCUUUGCCUUGACCUUUGACGACGGUCCAUUCGCCUACACGGCUGAGCUGCUAGACCUGCUUUCUAGCAAUGGUGUCAAGGCUACAUUCUUCCUCAACGGACAGAACUGGGGUUCUAUCUAUGAUUAUACUGCUCAGGUUGUGAGGAUGGACGCGGAGGGACACCAAGUCGGCUCACACACAUGGGCACAUGCUGAUCUGGCAACCCUCGAUGCCGCCGGCAUCACUUCGCAAAUGACACAGCUUGAGGAUGCUUUGUAUACCAUCCUUGGCAAGGCUCCAACCUACAUGCGUCCUCCUUACUUUAGCACAAACGAUCUUGCCCUCUCAACCCUCGGCAGUCUCGGAUACCACGUCAUCAAUGCCAACAUUGAUACUCUUGACUAUGAGCAUGACGAUGACACCAUUGGUGUUGCAGCGACCAACUUUGAAAACGGACUCGCCGCUGGCGGCACCAUCAGCCUGAUGCACGAUGUUCACGCACAGACCGUGCAUGUGCUGGUCCAGGAAGCCAUCAACGAUAUCAAGGCCAAGGGUCUCACUUCCGUCACCGUUGGAACGUGCUUGGGCGAUGCCGCUGCCAACUGGUACAAGACCGGCACCGGCAGCGGCGGAGGCGAUACCACACCCCCGGCCACCGGCGGUCCCAGCCCGGACGAUACUUGCGGAGCUUCGAACAGUGGAUAUGUCUGCCAGAACUCACAGUGCUGCUCGCAGUGGGGAUGGUGUGGUACCACCUCCGAGUACUGUGGCACCGGAUGCCAGUCCGCUUACGGUCUUUGCAGCUAA
Molecule: messenger RNA, 915 nt
Organism: Pestalotiopsis fici W106-1
Lineage: Eukaryota; Fungi; Ascomycota; Sordariomycetes; Amphisphaeriales; Sporocadaceae
Exons: 5
Coding region: 1-915 (304 amino acids)
Biological process (GO): carbohydrate metabolic process
Molecular function (GO): chitin binding; hydrolase activity, acting on carbon-nitrogen (but not peptide) bonds
Source: RefSeq, a predicted model, not a curated record